Molecule: messenger RNA, 1715 nt
Organism: Sycon ciliatum
Lineage: Eukaryota; Metazoa; Porifera; Calcarea; Leucosolenida; Sycettidae
Product: ras-related C3 botulinum toxin substrate 1
Exons: 6
Coding region: 196-777 (193 amino acids)
Biological process (GO): engulfment of apoptotic cell; regulation of actin cytoskeleton organization; cortical cytoskeleton organization
Cellular component (GO): cytoskeleton; cytoplasmic vesicle; cell projection
Molecular function (GO): GTPase activity; protein kinase binding; GTP binding
Source: RefSeq, a predicted model, not a curated record
AACAUUUUUUUGUUUUACCAAGUGAGUUAGGCAGUUUGGCUGUCGUGAGUGUCGACUGUGUAGUACUUGGCCAUUUCCCGAAGCAAUAACACUUACCUGUCCUUGGCGUGACUCGGUUAUUGCGAGAUUGCAUAGCUGCUGCUUACAGUUUGCACAUCAUUUUCGUCUGUGAGUUUUAACGCUAACCCGAUAGUCAUGCAGGCCAUCAAGUGCGUUGUAGUGGGCGAUGGCGCCGUCGGUAAAACUUGCCUGUUGAUCAGCUACACGACAAAUGCCUUCCCGGGAGAGUAUAUUCCUACUGUAUUUGAUAACUAUUCUGCGAACGUGAUGGUGGACGCUAAACCCAUCAACCUGGGCCUCUGGGAUACAGCAGGUCAAGAGGAUUAUGAUCGUCUUCGCCCCCUCUCUUAUCCCCAGACAGAUGUUUUCCUGGUCUGCUUCUCGCUGAUCAGUCCUGCUUCAUAUGAGAACGUGCGUGCCAAGUGGUUUCCUGAAGUUUCGCACCAUUGCCCAAACACACCUAUUAUCCUUGUUGGGACCAAGUUAGAUUUGCGAGAUGACGACGAGACCAUUGAGAAGCUGAAGGAAAAAAAGCUAUCACCUAUUACCUAUCCACAGGGCUUGCAAAUGGCCAAGGAGAUCAGUGCGUGUAAGUACCUGGAGUGUUCCGCCUUGACUCAAAAGGGCCUGAAACAAGUGUUCGAUGAAGCAAUCCGGGCUGUCCUUAACCCACCCAAGGCGCAAAAGAAAUCAAAGGGUGGAUGUGUGCUCCUAUAAAAAGUAGUCUUUGCAGAAGGUAAUAUUUUGUUGAUAGUUCCUUGAUAAAAGUACAGACCUGCAAUGAGUUUGUUCACACCAUUCGAAUCAUUCCACCAGUUCAGAUCAGCCCUGGUGUUGACAAUUUCCCAGUGUAAUCCCCUGUCUUAUCUGUUUUUAAUUUUCACAUCUAUUUGUUUUGCGAGCUCCUCGCCCUCCUUCUUUCAGCCUAUGCGUGUGAAUUGCUUGGUAAUAACAUCAGUAAUUUCCUACUGCUGAAUGAUAAUACUGCUGUCUUUGAACAUCUUUAAUGAAUGCAGGAUGCAUGCCGCCAUGCUUAUGCACAUUGUAUGUUUGGUGCCGAGUUCAUAGAACUGCGCAUGCUCUGCGUCAGGCUAGUUGGUCUUGGCAUCAUGUCAGCUACUUCCAGCAUGUUCGCGUGCGACAUUAUACUACAAGGGCCUUUCGCAGUUUAUUGCUUUGCACUGUGCACCGGUUUUCUGUUUCAUUCUCUUCAACCAGUCUGUGAUACUGGCAUGUGCACAGUUUAUCAUCUCGCACAGCUUACCGCUAAGAACUUCUUGCGGUUUCUGCUUGCGACGCCGCAGCAGCUGUGCAGAAACAUGAAUGUGAGUCAAGCUAGAUCAGUUCUCCCGCUGUCACCUCGUGCUAACCAUUGCUUUACCAUUGCUGUCAUAGCUGCUGCCAUCGUGGCACUCUUUUCUUUUUGUUUGUUUAGCAUAGUGUCGAUCGCUGACUUGUUUUUGGCCAUCUCACAGUAAGUUAUUAUGCUGUGUUGAGCACAUAACACUGUCGUCAUCUUUCUGAUCACCAUGAUCAUCAUCAGCCUUCUGUGGAUAUUGUAGGUUGCAAAUUGUCAUCAUAUGUUCCCAUUCUCAGAGUUUUAAAAAUUGUCCUGAAAGCAAUCAGGAGUAUAUUUGCAAUUACCGGUAACUUUC